CCCGUUAACUGUGGUUUGGCCAAAAGUUAGUUUUCUCCCUCGACCAAAUUGGGAAGAGAAGAACUGUAGCUCGAAAAUAUAGCUGGGAAUUUCCUUGUGGUGGAAAACAAUUUUCUUACCAUGGAAAUCAUCUGUUCAGCUGAGGAACUGUGGAAUUCAACAAAAACUGAAUUAAAUGGCUGCACCAAAAGUGUUGUGAUUCUUGCAGCGGCAAUUUGUAAUGUUAAUUAAACAAUGGCUACAAUCUGUUUGAUAGAAGUCUCAACUGAACUAUUUGUGAAUAUUACGGGGAAAUGAGUUAAAACGAAAAUCAACUUCCAAUUCAACAGUUUUCAAUUGAUCAGGUUUUGCUCCCACUUCUCUCUAGAUUUACAUGGUAACCAUGGACCUUUUCGGAAAGAAGGAAGGGAUCCCACCUGACAUACCAUCCCAAACUACCAAUCAAGACCCUACACAUCAGCAUACAUCAACCACUACCGACGACACAGGCCAAAAAACACACGGCCAACACACCGACAACCAAAAUCCAGCAGCAUCGGAUGUAUCGAAACACAUAGAUACCGAGUCCGACCAAUCCUCCGAUGGAACAAAUGAGAAAAUAAGUGAAAAUGUUUCUGCAGGACACCAUAGAUCCGGUUUAGCAGGAUUGAAAGUAUCUUCCAAUUUUGACAAACCAGAUAAGAACAAACAAACCAACCAGAAAGAUCCUAACCCGAAUAUCCCAAAUCCUAAUAAAAAAAUCAGCAAUCCAACAGAGACACAUCAUAUCCAACAGAAAACACAAACAAACCAACAUCAAAACCAACAAUUACAGAAAACCCAACUAAAUAUUCCAUCCAAACCUUCUUUUUCAGCUGUUGUUCACUCAAAUCUAGCAGCAGACCUUAAGGACAAAGCGCCAGUAGACAUCAAACAGGGCACACACCUGGGAAAGCCGGAAGUCUUUUUCAAUGCGCAAGAUUACUUUAUAAAUCUGGCUCAAGAGUGCAAACUGACAGUUAUUGGGAAGUUCUCAAAAGGUAAGCCAACAAUGGAGGAGAUUAGGAGAGAUUUUGUUCGAAGAUAUCAUCUGAAAGGUCCGGUGAAGAUUGCUUACUUUGAUCAUAGAUGGGAUGUGAUGUCAAGGAUCGUUGAAUCUGUAGGUACAGCUAUUGCUCCUGAUCAAGCUACGUAUUCCAAAACUAAUGGGAAUGUAGCUAAGCUUAAGGUAGAGAUUGAUCUAUUAAAGCCCAAACAAGAUCAGAUUUGGUUGGGAUUUAAUAAAUUAGAAGGGUCGGAAGAUGGAAUGUGGCUAGACAUCGAGUAUGAUGGGGUUCCAAGCUACUGUAAAUGUUGCUUGCUUCAAGGCCACAUGGAGGAUCAAUCUAGAGUGAAAAAAGAAAGGGAUGACAAGAAACUGAAUGGCGAAAAUGCGAACAAAGGAGGGGGAACACAAUCAGAGGAAAUGGUACAAGACAAAAGUAGUAACGUACGGAGGGAAGUAGGAGAGCCAAGUAAUUCAAAAGAUAGUAACCAAUGGGAACAACCAAAAAAGAAAAAGAGAAGCAGAAAUAAGAAUCAAGUAGAUAACCCUCAGGUACACAAGCAUAACAAAGGCAUUGUCAUUCAAGAACCAGAUCAUCAACAUCACUUGACAAGGGCUCCGGAGGUCCCAGGAAAAGGAAAAAUGGUGGAUGAAAGUGUGGAACAUCAAGAAAACAAAACAAAAAAGAAGGUGGUGACACAAAAGGAGAACCAGACCAAGCAACAUACUCAGGAGAAUGCAGAAAACAACCAAGACCAAAUGCAUCAAAAGGUAAAUAAAAUUAAAGGCAACAAAGGAGGACAAAAAGAUAAUACAGGCAAUCAAAAGCAACAAAACCCAAAAUACAACAAUGAGCUGGAUAACUAUACAAGAACACGUGGAGGGGCUCAACAUCAGGAGCUAUUCCAUGACUGUGCCCAGGACAAUGAAGACUCACAACAUGAAAAUUAGGUAUCCAGGAUAACUGAAU
This is a messenger RNA of Nicotiana attenuata, 1994 nucleotides long. RefSeq lists its product as uncharacterized. The coding region runs from base 374 to 1975 and encodes 533 amino acids. NCBI's taxonomy places the organism in Eukaryota, Viridiplantae, Streptophyta, Magnoliopsida, Solanales, Solanaceae. The record is from RefSeq and is a predicted model, not a curated record. The transcript has 2 exons.